AUGGAGAAGGCAGUUCACUCAUCUACGACGUCUGGACCGGAGGUUCCAGGGGAGGCAACGAAAACCGGCACCUCCAUAAUCGACACCGCCACCUCUGCUGUCCAAAGUUUUGCUCCGGUUAACCAAAUCCAUCAACAUCUCUGCGCGUUCCAUUUCUAUGCUCACGACAUGACACGACAAGUGGAGGCUCACCAUUUCUGCAGUCACGUGAACGAAGAGAUGCGUCAAUGUCUGAUCUACGACGGUCCGGAUGCAAACGCUCGUCUGAUUGGAUUGGAGUAUAUCGUAACAGAGAAGUUGUUCAUGACUUUGCCCGACGAGGAGAAGAAACUUUGGCACACGCACGAGUGGGAAGUGAAAGGAGGGUUCUUGUUCAUGCCUGGGGUUCCUGGUCCCAUUCAGCGUAAGGAUCUUGACAAAGUUUCUAAGACUUAUGGCAAAGUUUUCCACUUUUGGCAAGUUGAUUUGGGCCAUGAUCUUCCCAUUGGUUUACCUAAUGUCAUGAUGGCCGUUACCCGCGAUGGUCAACUUUUCCAUGAAAUGAUUCAAGAGACAGAGAAGCGGUUUGGGGUUUCGAUAGAGGGAGAGAGGGAGGCAAGGGCGUACAUGACGGGGCCAGAGCUGGGAAUCCAUCCAUUGGCGAAUGGAGGAGGCAAAGGGCUAAAACUGGAGUUGCGAGAGGUCGAUAUCAAGCCGGUUUGA
Molecule: messenger RNA, 702 nt
Organism: Eruca vesicaria subsp. sativa (arugula)
Lineage: Eukaryota; Viridiplantae; Streptophyta; Magnoliopsida; Brassicales; Brassicaceae
Source: the annotation of a GenBank genome assembly